Schistosoma intercalatum is the source of this 576-nucleotide messenger RNA. The record is from the annotation of a GenBank genome assembly. NCBI's taxonomy places the organism in Eukaryota, Metazoa, Platyhelminthes, Trematoda, Strigeidida, Schistosomatidae.
CAGGGGGUGGUUUAAACAUGACACCUAACACACAGGAUGAAUAUAGGAUUAAAAAAGAAGAUAUUGAAUUGUACAAAAAAAUAAGGAGGGAAGUUGAACAAGAAUUCAUGGCAAAAUAUGAGCCUGUGGAUUAUAGAUCAGUGACCAAAAUUGAUUUUCAUAAAGACGUAGUCCGGUUACCUCCAAGGCCCGAACCAAUGCUUCAUGAAAUGGUUAAAGAACAACCGGUUACAUUUUGGACAGAACACAGGGAUAAAAUGCAUGGUAAUACUCAUUACAGUAUAAAUCGUACCACUCCGUUUGGACGUAAUGCUGCUUUUACAACACCGAUUGAUCAAUAUUUGAAUAGUCGGAUGCCAUGUGAAAUGCAAGUAUAUUCACGUUAAAAAAAUAAUAACAAGAAGUUGAAUGAGGCAGUUGCCUCUAUUUAUUUAUACCAUUUAUUUAUAACUGUGCAUCAUUUUACCAUAAUAAAGCAAAAUAAUUAUACUGCUCUAAUUUUUCGGAGUAAUUCAUUGUAUUGUAUGCUAAGAUUGGUAUAUAUGAAAAGAAUAUGUGAGAUCGAAAUGAAAAAAC